GGAUACAGCCCCAAGAUGAGAAAAGAAAAAGUUACUUAAUCAAUUACCUACCUAAUCAACCCUCCCGCGAAGAGCUCCCUGUCGCUUUACGUUUUCUUUCUCGGGAGUGCCUCCACGCACGGCCCAAUUAUUUCCGAGUUACACUCUCUCGCGUCUUACUUUCAGACCUCUAUCACACCAAGCAUGCUGCGUGCAGACCCUUCCACCGGCAGCUGCUUUUCGGAGUUCAAACCUGGGCCGGGGAUUGUAAAACCUCCAAGAAGAGAACGACCCCAUCAGCUGGCGUGCGACCGGUGCAAGGGCCAGAAGCUGCGGUGCAUACGAUCCCCAAACCUUAGGGCUCCUUGCGAGAGGUGUCAGAAAGCGGGUGCAACAUGCAUCAUCGAUUUAUCGGUGCGCAUGGGCAGGCCCAAGAGAGCAGACAAGGACCAGCGGGGAAGCACAGCUAGCUCCAACCCACCCCAACCAACACGCUCACCAACUUUGCCCAGUACAUCUCACACGGCCGCUGGGGGCUUCACCCCGAACGGCGACACUUGGUCGGGGCAUGACCUCGACGACACGCCUGAUCCAACGCUGCAAGGCGUGCAGUACCUGGAGUUCUUUGACAUUGCUCUCCAGGAUGCCACCCCCGAGGAUGAGUCGUUGGAUAGGCCAGCAGAGCACUAUCUCGACCCAACCUUGGAUCUGUCCUUGGCCCAAUCCAUCCCAACUCUCAUCACUCUCACCGACGAAGGCACGGCAGUCGAUACGGCAACAGUCAAUGCUUACAGCCGCUUCCCGCCGAUGCGCCAGGACUCAACUCAGGAGUUGUCGAACCUGAAUCUGGAACUGUACCGACAGUUGGGCGUCGUGGGGUCGAUGGCAAGCAAGGAUGCGAACAUCCACCCGGGCUUGGCUACACCACCGGGCGGGACCCAUACCUCUCUCUCCGACGCCGUGGUCUUCAUGAUGCACGGCCUGCAGACAUACCACCGGCUCCUGGUCGAGAUUCUCGGGUUUACGGGGCCGACCCACGACGCCAUGCACUGCUCGCACGACCACCCCAAGCCGAGCACUACCAGCCUGCUGAGCCCGGCCGAUGGGAUGGACAGCGAGGAUCCGAGGGGCCCCGUGUCCGAGGCGGCAACAAGUCGGCAGCCGCGACUAGCAAGCCAGUCCGACGGCAGUUCCGAGUUAACCGUGGCUCAUGACCCGUCUCACGGUGCCAGUGCCCUUCUUGACAUGCCCACGAGUCUUCUGUUGCUUUCCUGCCACGCCAAUCUCAUCUACUUUUGUCGAGACGCCUUCGCCGCCAUCCGGGCCGCGUUGCUCGCCACACGUCGCCCCAUCACCCUCUUCUCAAUCUCGUUCCUUCACACGGAUGAGGUGUCGAUACCACAGGACCCAGAUUUGCAGAUCAUCGUUCUCACCCAGGCUGUGAUUCGGCUGAUAGAGAGGAUUGGACGCUUGCUCGGCUACCCGGAUGACUGGGAGGACGAUUCUGGCCACGAGAGAUGCGAGCCCAACUUGAGGUCUCACAACAAUGCGAUCCCCCCCGAGCUCCUCGAUCUCGUGCUGAGACGGGCGGCAAGCGGGGAAGGGCCGCUAGAUAGGGUAGGGAUUAGAGAACUGAGGGAAGAGAUUCGCAGGCUUUAUGAGCUUGUUUACAGGCCAGUCUAAGGGGAUCGACGUGCGAUAUUGUCAAGCGAACCUGGCCAGCAGGCAGCUUCUCCAAUUGGCAGUAGAAUCAAACGAUAUACUGUACAAUUUUAUCAUCUCAUCCCCUUAGCAGCCACAGGUCUAAAGUUGCUCCAAAACGUGCCGGUCAGGCAUGGCUCAUGGCACAUGGCUCAUGGCACAUGGCCCAAGGCGACGGGACAUCUCAAGACACGCUCCAAUCACUGCACGAGAAGUAUUGCACUGAUACUGUACAAGCUAAGGUAGGUACAUACCACGUAUUAAACUUUGGCUGCCAAGGGAAUAAUCGGAGAGUCGAGACGCGGGGGGUAGAAAUACGGGUCUGAACUAUGAGUAGAUUUUACCACAGACAAGACCAAUA
This is a messenger RNA of Phialemonium atrogriseum, 2041 nucleotides long. RefSeq lists its product as uncharacterized. Gene Ontology annotation, biological process: regulation of DNA-templated transcription. NCBI's taxonomy places the organism in Eukaryota, Fungi, Ascomycota, Sordariomycetes, Cephalothecales, Cephalothecaceae. The record is from RefSeq and is a predicted model, not a curated record. The transcript has a single exon. Gene Ontology annotation, molecular function: DNA-binding transcription factor activity, RNA polymerase II-specific; zinc ion binding. The coding region runs from base 184 to 1662 and encodes 492 amino acids.